UUUUAUAUUUGUGAAGUCUGAAAGAAGCUUCUAUCCAGUAUGCUUCAAUUUUCACGUUAUGCCUUCAAUUUCCAAAUAGAAUUGUUUUCACCCUAUUAAAGGUAACAUCACCUUCAUUCUCUCAUCUUCAUCCUCUCUCUCUCUCUCUCUCUCUCUCUCUCUCUCUCUGUGGAACAGAUGGCUUCCUAUGCUACAGCUGCCAUGUCUCUUCUAGCUCCUGUGCUUGCGGUUGCUAUGUUAGCCAUAUAUGUCAAGGGGUUUGAAGAUUUGUCUCCUAUUCUCUCUCCCUACUAUGACAAAAUCUGUGAGGAAGUUGAAUGCGGGAAGGGUUCGUGCAAAGCAGGUUUACAGUAUCCAUUCAACUUCAUCUGCGAGUGUGAUUCAGGCUGGAAGAGGACAAGGCUCGACGACGACGGCGAACAUCAUCUCCGUUUUCUCCCUUGCGUCAUCCCAAACUGUAGUAUGGAUUACUCAUGCAUGCCGGCCCCUGCCCCUGUUCCACCUUUUCCGUCAGUUCCUCAUAAUGUCUCCUUCUUUGAUCCUUGCUAUUGGAUGUACUGUGGAGAGGGUACAUGCAUCAAGAACAAAACCACAUAUACCUACACCUGUGAAUGCAAAGCUGGUUAUUCAAACCUUCUCAAUAUCUCAGUUUACCCCUGCUUCAGUGACUGUACAAUUGGGUCCGACUGUGCCAGGCUUGGGAUUAAGGUGGCAAACUCAUCAUCAACUACUACAUCGCCAUCAUCAAUUACCUCAACUACUACAUCGCCAUCAUCAAUUACCCCAGGCGGGAACGAAGGAACCUCAUUUCUGCCAGGAAAGCUGCAUUGGAUUGCUAUCUUGAUUAUGUGCGUGGCUAUGGUUCUGUAGAAGUAAAUUGAGAAGCUCCCCCCCAAUACCUAUCAAUGAAGAAGAGUAGGAUUGUUGGAUUGAGAUAUGAGAUCAUGGCUUUUAGUUUUCAUUCCACCACAGGAGAUUUCUUCAUAGUUGGUCUGAUUCGUAUGAUGUCUGUUGUUGCAUUGUUACCAUUCUUCUUAUGUAAAAUCAAUUAUUUAUGAAUAAGCUGAACAAAUUCAUGGGGUGGGAGAUGGCUUGUAUAAAGCAGAAUGUAGAAUAAAGACCACGUAUAUUAGUUGUUUUACACAUACAUAUAUAAUUGAUUGUUUUGUGAGUUAUAAUA
Molecule: messenger RNA, 1180 nt
Organism: Malania oleifera
Lineage: Eukaryota; Viridiplantae; Streptophyta; Magnoliopsida; Santalales; Ximeniaceae
Exons: 6
Coding region: 178-870 (230 amino acids)
Source: RefSeq, a predicted model, not a curated record